Messenger RNA from Callorhinchus milii (elephant shark), 5018 nucleotides. Its product is annotated as RNA binding protein fox-1 homolog 1. NCBI's taxonomy places the organism in Eukaryota, Metazoa, Chordata, Chondrichthyes, Chimaeriformes, Callorhinchidae. Gene Ontology annotation, cellular component: nucleus; cytoplasm. The record is from RefSeq and is a predicted model, not a curated record. Gene Ontology annotation, molecular function: mRNA binding. Gene Ontology annotation, biological process: nervous system development; regulation of alternative mRNA splicing, via spliceosome. Bases 31 to 1335 code for a protein of 434 amino acids. The transcript has 14 exons.
UCCGCCUCUCGUUGUACUCCCUGAAGCCCGAUGGCGGCGGAGGCGGUGGUUGGUAGUAGCGGCUUUGGCCCCGAGCGGAUGCUGCGGGGGUUGAAGCGGGACGAGGAGCCGGGAGAUCCCGCGGGGGCUGAGGCGAAGCGGCAGAGGCUGGAGCCGGCGCUGACUUCGGGAGAGAACGGGGUGUCCGGCACAGCGGCCGCUCAGGACUCGAUAUUGGAUUUCAAAAAUCGUUCAGAACAGACGGAAAUCAUGGGUAGCCAGGAGCCAGCAGCCACCCCAGACACUAUGGUACAGCCGUACGCUACAGUUCCAUUCCCUCCCCCUCCUCCUCCUCCACAGAAUGGAAUUCCAACAGAGUACACUGUUCCACACACUCAGGACUACACAGGCCAGACUCCAGUCCCAGACCACACCCUGAAUAUCUACGCCGCCGGUCAGACCCACGGGGAGCCGAGUGGUACAAACGCCAGCGUGCAGCCUGUAUCUGGAACUGCCACACAGACAGAUGAAGCAGCACAGACGGAUGUUCAGCAGCAAACGCAGAGCACCGAGAACAGUGAAAGUAAACCCAUCCCUAAACGUCUCCACGUCUCCAACAUCCCCUUCCGCUUCCGUGACCCUGAUCUUCGACAAAUGUUUGGGCAAUUCGGUAAAAUCAUAGACGUAGAAAUAAUAUUUAAUGAGCGAGGCUCAAAGGGAUUCGGUUUCGUAACUUUCGAAUCUAGUGCUGAUGCCGACAGGGCGAGGGAGAAAUUACACGGCACCGUGGUUGAGGGCCGUAAAAUAGAGGUAAACAAUGCCACGGCCCGUGUGAUGACUAAUAAAAAGAUGGUCAGCCCUUAUGCAAAUGGCUGGAAGCUGAGUCCAGUGGUUGGUGCCGUCUAUAGCCCUGAAUUUUAUGCAGGUCCUGCAUCGUUAUCAUCGUUACCCUUUCACCUACAUCCUGUCGCCUCGACAGCACUCAGCCCGACACAUAACGUGCCUGGCUUCCCCUACCCCGCAGCCACCACUGCAGCCGCGCUCAGAGGUGCCCUGAGAGGUCGCGGACGGGCAGUGUAUAGUGCAUUCCGGGCAGCAGCACCUCCUACAGCCAUCCCCACCUAUGGAGGAAUAGUGUAUCAGGAACCAGUGUAUAGCAGUAAGUUACCGCAGGGAGGAUAUGCAGCUUAUAGAUAUGCACAGCCAGCAACUGCCACCGCAACAGCGUACAGUGACAGCUAUGGGCGGGUUUACACAGCGGACCCCUACCACACGCUCGCUCCUGCUCCCACCUACGGAGUCAGCGCUGUGGCUAGUUUAUACCGAGGCGGAUACAGCCGUUUUGCUCCCUACUAAAGUGAUGUGAACUCCUGCAAUGGGAACAGCCCUUUCCCAAGGCCUGGGUGUUGCAAUAUUACGAGUAGUGGAACUUUAUAGCAACUUCACAUGAGAAAUACACGAAAAAGAGAGGAAAAAAACAAUCCACAAGAGAGAAAGCUACUUUUUUAUACCUCAUUAUGUUCUUCUAAACAUGUAUUUUUUUUCCUUACGUUUCUGCCUUUAUUUUUUUUUGUUCCAAAGAUUGUGCAAAACAGUUUUUAACUGUGGUAUAAAGUGCAUUUCUUUGUGUGUGUGUGUGCGCACGCGCGCGUGUGUGAGUGUGUGUGCGCGUGCGUGUGUGUGUGUGUAGUGACAUUUAUGAAAUCAUGUUCAGCAGAGAAGAGAGUGAAACAAACAGGAAAAAAAAACAAAACAACUUAAGUCACAAGUAGAGGUUAGUGAAAGUCCAGAGUGGGAGGUGAUGCUUGGGGAGGCCGAGGGGGGCGGCCUGCAGUGUGUGAGAGGCUACAAUGGAGCUCAAUUUCAUUACACCUUGGAGACAUCACUGCGCACAUCUGGGUUGAAAACAAUAAUGGCCUAUUUUCCUAAGAGUAGACGGAUGUGUCUGCGCUUGUGCAUAUCCAAAGGGGAAGACUGUCAGCCUGUUCCUAACGCUGCUAAAUUGCACCGAGCUGAUGACAGCAACACAGUAAGGGGGGAGAAACCUUGAUGUUUCACAUUGUCUGAGCAGCCAGUGAACAGCAAAGGAUGUGCACAUUGGCACACGGGGCUUGUUUAUUUUCUGUUCCUGCUCGUGCCUCAGACUCGGUGGCUUUACAAAGCAAGGUUGUUAAUUACUUUAUUUUCUUUGACCCCCCAAACAGUUUUGUUGAGGAUCAAAUGCAUUGGGAUCCCAGUUUCAUGUAGCUUGCCUCCUCGUGCCCUGGUGGUGGACGCAGGGCUGGUAUUACACUACACAUUCGAUGUGACACAGUUUAAAAACGUUGGCACUAAAUCUGUGUUAUUUUUAAUGAUGUCAGGCCUCUAUUGUAAACAUACUGAUGUUAUUACCCAGUCAAACUAUCCUGUGGAAAGUGUGUUCUUUUCAGUGUAGCCUAAGAUAGAUGGUGAAGGGAGUCACAACCCAGGGAAUGUGCUCUUUACUUUCAGUCUGAAAAUUGGUGACUUUUUCAAUCAAACGCUUGUCCGACUCGAUCACCUGGUGCAAUGGUUCUGAUUUUUGUUGUUGUUGUUGUUGUUGUUUUGAGGCCUUUAUUUCAUUGACCGCUGUUUCUGAUCAGUUACACAGACUAGGAAUCUUGUUGGUGCUGUGCAGGAAAUGUAUGGAUUAGCUUCUGGGUUGCACUCACUUGUAAGAGAUGAAAGGAAAGGGGAAUGGGAAGGGGAUGAUUGUGGGAGUGAGUACGAGCUCAAAGCCAGCAGAGAUUUGUAGGAUAUUCAUGGUUUGUGGAGGGGGAGGGAGGGAGGGACACAGAGCAAGUCUGUUUCUUUAACAAGAAGCCACUACUGGUGAUGUUGGCAAACCUUUUAGAGGCAUUGAAGAUGCUUGAAAACCUUUAAAAGGAGCGUGGAAAAACCUGCUCGGCAGAACCCAAUGCCGGCCAAACACACUCAUCACCGGCCCAGUCUCUCGCUGGCUGAGCUGGAGAGCUUCUCAGUGUUGCUAACCUCGUGCUGUCCCCAAACCCUCAGUCUAUCAAGGAUAUUCCAUCUGUUAGUCAGCCCAGUGCCGGUGUAGGAACUCGGUUGGCGGUCGGGGUGGAGAGGGAUUGAGCUGUGCACGUUAGUUAGCAUUGUGGAAUGUGAUCACUUACUCUGAUCGUGGUAUCCACACUGUGCUCUGUAUUCCCACCGGUUUAGGAAGCUAUUCAAACAUUGUUUUGUUUUUUGGAAGAAAAAAAAAGGGACAUUAGAGUAGUGGACACAAACUGCCGCCCUUUUGGCCACCUUAAAUUAUAAUAUUGUUUUUGCAAGCCAAAGCGUGGUUUAUCGCUGUUAUGACAAUUAUGUUUUUUGUAUAUAAAUAUUUUAGUUGUCAUUGUAAUGGGGAAACCUUCACACAAACGUCUCAUCUCUCUGAGGAACGGACCUUAUAAAUAAAAGGUAACUUAGCGUCCUGCUCCAUGUUGUCCCCUGGUAGCUCUCACGACUAGUGUAACCACACUAAAUGACAAUAGAGGAAAAGUAGACCCACAACUGGCAUAUAUUAGCGGGGGAUAUUGUGUGCGACGCUGAGAUGUCAUUGACUUUAUAAUAAUCUAAUAAUCCCUUCAACCAAAAUAUAUAAUAUAUAUAUAUAAUAAUAAUUGGGUCACUCAAUCCACGACUGACUGUUUGUGGCACACUGCUGUGCGCAAUUGCCGGCCAAGUUUCGCCCACAAAGUAUAUUCAGUUCACUUUCCAGUAUAUUCUGUGAAACACUUUGAGACGUCUCUAAGACGUGAUGAGGCGCUGUAUCAAAUGCAAGGAUUAUUAUUAUAUAUAUGUGUGUGUAUGUAUUGACUACAAAUCACGAUUUUACUUUGAAUCUGUUUUAUGGUGUUGUGACCAGUUAUUGGUUCAGUGCCUUUGCACUACAGCUACAGUUUGCUUCACUGCUGAGCAGAUAACUAGAACAAUCUUAUUUCAUUUACCGAUUUAUUUUGUAGUGAAAUGUUUUGCUUUGCGUUUUCAAGGCUCAUUUGGUGACUGUGAGCGAGAGAGAGAGAGAGGGAAGGAAGGAAGGAAGAGGAAACAAAUCUCACUUCCAUCAGGAACUGGCACUUCACAGCUUUCCUGUAGGGAGUAAAUCAUGAUGGAACACCAUUUAGGUGUAGUCCGGUUGUGUGGGACUGAGUGUAGUGGGUGUGUGAGUGAGUGAGUGUGUGUGUGAGUGUGUGAGAGGGUAUCCGUGUGCUUUUGCCCUUUUACUGCCAGAAUAGGAAACUCGCUUUGUUUAGACGGCAGUGAGUGAGUUGGAGCCGCUCUCAGUGAAGGGGACGAUGCUGAUACUUGAACGAUUUGUCCUUGUUUUUGCUUAAAUUGGUUCUUCCCGUUCACAUUCACGCAGUUCACUCUGUAGCAGCACUAUUCCACAGUGUCCUCUCUCCCCCAACCCCACCCCCUUUCUCUCCCCGUCAUUCUUUCUCCCCACCCUCCCCUGAAGGCAAACCAAAGUUGGAGGGUGAGAGGCACAGUUGCCCUCUGUCAAAAGGAACCACAUCUUGAGCUGUCAGUCAGAGAGAGAGAGAGAGAGGUCUGUGGUGUGAGGUGUCCCUGAGUGGGGAAGGGCGAGGGGUCGGGGAGGCUGUGAUGUGGGAGAAGUUGGAAAGGGAAUUUAAAACAAAAACACUAAAAUAUAUUAAAAAAAAAGCUCAAAGCAAAAUCUUAAGCAGAUGGUAUUUUAACCUUCAUUUAAAAACUCAACUUAGUGUGAAAACGAUCUUUCUUUCUGCUUCGUUUUGUGAACGUUUCCCUGGAAGUGUGGUAUAUGAUAGCUGUUGUAGUAGCUUCAUCACCGAGCAGUAUUCAUUGGGUUAUAAUUAGAUAUAAUCAUGAAUGUUAAGUAGAUAGGACAUGGACUAUUAUUCCUUUUGUAUUACUUCCCAUGUAUAAAUUAUUGAUCUUGUUGCUGGCUUUUAUAAACUCGAAGGAGGGGACACCCUUCCCAACAGUAAUAAAGCACUGUUUUUAAUAAAAACAAAAAUGGUGAGAACACA